Molecule: messenger RNA, 760 nt
Organism: Morus notabilis
Lineage: Eukaryota; Viridiplantae; Streptophyta; Magnoliopsida; Rosales; Moraceae
Product: 17.5 kDa class I heat shock protein
Exons: 1
Coding region: 94-558 (154 amino acids)
Biological process (GO): response to hydrogen peroxide; response to heat; protein complex oligomerization
Source: RefSeq, a predicted model, not a curated record
UCAUGCUUCUUUACAGACGGGCACUGAGCAGAACUUCUCAUUAACAAUAUAUAUGUAUAUAUAUCUGUUUCAAUAUCCUCAAUCAAACUUUCCAUGCAACCAAACAAUCUCCGAGAAAAAAUGUCGCUCAUUCCAAACAUUCGCAACGUCUUUGAUCCCUUCUCCCCGGACGUUUGGGAUCCCUUCCACUUACUACCAGCUCAAUUCCGCGAAACUUUGGUUUUCUCAAACCCCAGAAUCGAUUGGCAGGAGACUCCCCAAGCUCACGUGUUCCAGGCCGAUCUUCCGGGGCUUACGAAGGAAGAAGUCAAGGUCGAGGUCGAAGACGGCCGAGUUCUUAAGAUCAGCGGAGAGAGAAAAAUCGAGAAGGAGGAGAAUAGCGGCACGUGGCACAGGAUCGAGCGCAGCGGAGGAAAGUUCCAGAGGCAGUUUAGGCUGCCGGAGAACGCGAAGACGGAUCAGAUAACGGCUUCGAUGGAGAAAGGGGUCCUCAUUGUGACUGUGCCUAAGGAGGAGGUUAAGAAGCCUGAUGUCGUAGCCGUUCAGAUAUCUGGCUGAAGAAGAAUAUUGGAAAAAACUAUAGGUUUCAUUAUUAAGUGCAUUGUGGAACAGAUCUGAGGUGUGUGAGUUUUAGUAUUUUCUGCGUGUAUUGUUGUUGUGGAAUAGAGUUGAAAUCAGUUGUUUGUAAGACAUGUAUUCCGUAUAAUAAAAAGGACGUAUUUUAUACGAUAGAGCAAAUUAUAGUUUUGUGUUAUUAUUU